Molecule: messenger RNA, 1425 nt
Organism: Didymodactylos carnosus
Lineage: Eukaryota; Metazoa; Rotifera; Eurotatoria; Philodinida; Philodinidae
Source: the annotation of a GenBank genome assembly
GUCGAACAUAAAAAAAUGAAAAAAAAGGAUAUCCUAUCUUUGGAUCGAUUAUCAAAUCCAAACUAGAAUUUUGCAUUAUAGAUCUCAAAUGAGUGAUUCGUGCCCGAAUCACAAAGAAUUAGUUAUUGGGUUCGGAUCCGAGAAUUUUGGUUGAGCGGAUCCGGGUCCGGGUACAAAGAAAUUUAACCGAUCGGGUCCGGGUCCGGUCCGGGUUUGAAUAAAUUUUUAUCAUCGGGUCCGGGUCCGGAUCCGGGUCCAAAAAUCAUGGACCCGAUGGACUCUAACUGUGAGUCUAACAUUAUCGGUAGACGAGGUGAAUAUUGUGGAACGAUUCUAAGUGAAAGAUACUAUAGUGGUAACGAUUUCUUCUUCUAAUUUGAAACUCAGAAUAAAUGUGUUUUUUUCUUUAUUUUGUAGGCUGCUGUCAGCUGUGGACACAGGAAACUGAACAAAGUUGAAUGUCAGACGAUUUUAUAUACUUUCCUUGACGAAUUAAAGCUGCUAGAAUUAGCACAAGAUUAUGUUACUGCAUGUAUUCAUAGUAAAAUUCAUAAGCUAAAUGUGUAUUUAAUAGCAUCGUGUUCUGACAACCCUGCAGUCACGCUGCUGCAAAAUGGCAACGAGUCAAUACGUCUGCGAUCGAUGUGAAGUACGAGGUAGGUAUGCCUCUUCUGUUCCGUUUUCGAUAUAAAACCAAAUAGCUUUAUAUUCUAUAACGGAAGCAGGCUAAGGAAGCAGUAACAAUUGUUUAAUGGAAAAGAAUGAGCAAAUUCAAAUGAUCGAAGUGAUGAACAACGUGCGUGGUGAACAACAUUUGAAUUUAUCACAUGCAGAUAAAAUUGCACGAUAUAGAAGAUAUUAUGGCUUGUGUUUUUUAACAUCAGUAAAAUAUUUUGAUUUCGGCUAUACAUUUCUAUCAGAUACUCUACACAAUCUUUAUUACAGUUUACCGGUAGGACACUUUGGUUCUUAUUUCUUAUCCCUAUUCCUUGGAUCAAGAGUAAUUUAUUUAGGGAAAGUAAAAUUGAUGAAACAAUUGAUAAAACUUGUUGAUGAAAUUCGAAUUUAUAUAGCAACAAACAUGUUACACAAUCAGUGCAUUCACUAUUGCAUUUUCCCGAAACAGUGAACAAUUUUGGGCCUCCCUCAAAAACUACUCUACGUUAAAUCACGAGAAAAUAUUAGGUAUGCAGACGAAUGAUUUCAUUUACCAAAAAUACCUUGUUUUUACCGAUUAUUUCAGGUUUGCUUACAGCUACUAUUAAAUCAACAUCAACUGAGAAUCAAGAAUUAGUAUAUAAAUUACAAUUAAUAAAAAGUGCCACAGUUAUAGCAGACUUAAUCGAUGAUUCAUCACUGGUUUAUGGAUUUAUACAAGAAAAACGUUUACCAAAGAUAGAUGUAUCAUUAGAAAUGAGUACCUAA